Molecule: messenger RNA, 1392 nt
Organism: Entelurus aequoreus (snake pipefish)
Lineage: Eukaryota; Metazoa; Chordata; Actinopteri; Syngnathiformes; Syngnathidae
Product: glycerol-3-phosphate dehydrogenase [NAD(+)], cytoplasmic
Exons: 8
Coding region: 117-1172 (351 amino acids)
Biological process (GO): glycerol-3-phosphate catabolic process; carbohydrate metabolic process
Cellular component (GO): cytosol; glycerol-3-phosphate dehydrogenase (FAD) complex
Molecular function (GO): NAD binding; protein homodimerization activity; glycerol-3-phosphate dehydrogenase [NAD(P)+] activity
Source: RefSeq, a predicted model, not a curated record
GCCGCACUCUCCCAUCAUGCAGGCCAAUAACAGGACGGAGUUGCUUGGCAGGCAGCUGCUGGACUGUUGCGUAAGCUCACUGCAAGUCCACUCACUUAUCGAUUUGUCUCCUCGCGAUGGCAGCUGCGAAGAAAGUGUGCAUCAUCGGAUCUGGAAAUUGGGGCUCUGCCAUUGCCAAGAUAGUGGGUUCCAAUGCCGCUCACAAUUCCAAAUUUGACAACAAAAUAAAAAUGUGGGUGUUUGAGGAGAUGGUGAACGGGCGCAAACUGACUGAAAUAAUCAACAGUGACCAUGAGAAUGUCAAGUACCUUCCCGGGCACAAGCUACCUGCAAAUGUGCUGGCCGUACCAGACCUGGUAGAAGCAUCCAGUGAUGCAGACAUUCUGGUGUUUGUCAUCCCACACCAGUUUAUUGGCAGAGUGUGUGACACCAUGAAGGGCAAAAUAAAGAACGAUGCGCUGGGGAUUUCCCUUAUCAAGGGUGUUGACGAGGGCCCCGAUGGCCUCAAACUCAUUUCUGAUGUGAUCCAAGAGAAGCUGAGCAUUGCUAUGAGUGUGCUAAUGGGAGCCAACAUUGCCAAUGAAGUUGCUGAUGAAAAAUUUUGUGAGACCACCAUUGGAUGUAAGAAUAAAAACCACGGGGCUCUUCUAAAAGAACUCAUGCAAACCAACAACUUCCGUGUAACUGUAGUGGAAGAGCAUGACGUGGUGGAAAUCUGUGGCGCUUUAAAGAACAUUGUUGCCGUGGGGGCAGGUUUCUGUGAUGGUCUGGGUUUUGGCGACAACACAAAAGCAGCAGUGAUCCGGUUAGGUUUGAUGGAGAUGAUCGCGUUUGCUCGCAUUUUCUGCACAGCCGGACCCGUGUCCUCUGCAACUUUUCUGGAAAGCUGUGGCGUGGCUGAUCUCAUUACAACCUGCUACGGCGGCCGCAAUCGCAAAGUAGCUGAAGCCUUUGUAAAGACAGGAAAGUCCAUUGAGGAAUUGGAGAAAGAGAUGCUGAAUGGUCAGAAACUGCAGGGACCAGCGACUGCAGCUGAAGUCUAUCUCAUCCUCAAGCACAAAGACUUGGUUGACAAGUUUCCACUGUUCAAUGCCGUGUAUCACAUUUGCUACAAGGCCCGCCCAGUCACAGAGUUUAUCAGCUGCUUGCAGAACCAUCCAGAGCACAUGUAAACACAAAAAAACUGACCAAGUGCCUUCUACAUGGAGAACGUUACCUACCGCCUGUCAUCCGUUACUCAGCAGCAGCCGACCAGUCACUCCACGGCUGUCAUGCAUUAGCGAGUGAGUGACUCCACGGAGAUGUUGCACGACUUUUGUGUUUUUAGUCAACCACUUUGUCCUUAACUGUGUAAAGUGCGUUUUCAUUUCAUCAUGCUGACUGACACUUGAA